Messenger RNA from Acytostelium subglobosum LB1, 1458 nucleotides. RefSeq lists its product as hypothetical. Gene Ontology annotation, molecular function: heme binding; monooxygenase activity; oxidoreductase activity, acting on paired donors, with incorporation or reduction of molecular oxygen. The record is from RefSeq and is a predicted model, not a curated record. The coding region runs from base 1 to 1458 and encodes 485 amino acids. NCBI's taxonomy places the organism in Eukaryota, Evosea, Eumycetozoa, Acytosteliales, Acytosteliaceae. The transcript is spliced from 7 exons.
AUGUUUAUUGUAUCCCUAUUACUUAGUUUAUUGAUCAUUGUCCUAUUCCAUUAUUCCUAUACUUUGAGGAAAAAGGGAGGCAAUGCUCCACCAGGACCAUUCGCUUGGCCAAUCAUUGGCAACUUGCAUUUGAUUGCUGAUGGCCGUCCACAGAUUGGUCUGUUCAGGUUGUACCAGAAGUUUGGAAAGGUGUUCCAUAUCUGGAUGGGCAGUGUCUAUACUGUGGUCUUGUGUGAGCCUGAUGUGAUCAAGGAGGCCUUUAUCAAUCAGGGUUCACUCUUUAACGAUAGACCAACAAAUUUGACCACUCACAUCGUUGGCGGUGAGAACAAUGUCGCCUUUACCAACGGUGCCCAUUGGACCAAGUUGCGUGGCAUAGUCAGCAAGGCAUUGACCAAGGCCAAGACCAGACAAAUGGAGACCUUGAUCUUGGGUCAGUUUGAAAAGAUGUGUGAGGCCAUCCAAGAUGAUAUCAAGGCUGGUAAGCCAUUCUACAUUCGUCCAUACCUUAGAACAAUCUCGUUCAGUGUGAUGAUGACCUUUUUGUUUGGAAAGGAGAUAUCAUUCAAACCAAAGGAGCUGGAUCCAGAGUUCACAAAGAUGAUCUCAGACAGCCAGAGACUUGCCAACCUCAUGUCUGCAGGUAAUCCAGGUGACUACAUCAAGUUCCUCAGACCAUUCAACAGUCUGAAUAAGUUUGAUGACUUGGAGUUGGUUGUCCAUGACAUCCUCGAGUUUGCCAAGAAGUAUGUAAAGGAGCAUCUUGAUACCAUUGAUCGCAGCAACCCAAGAGACUUUAUGGACCAGUUGAUCAUCGAGUAUGAGAAGGACCAAGUAACAGACAAUGUGUUGGACUAUAGUAGUAUCCAUAGGAUAUGUCUGGACAUUUUGGUUGGUGGUACGGACACUGGUGCGACUACAAUCGAAUGGUUGGUUCUAUUGAUGGCCAAUCAUCCAGUGGAGCAAGAGUUGUUGAAUAAGGAGUUGUUGACCUGUAUCGACAGUGAUGAGAAGUACAUCAGCAGUGUUCACAAGCCACUCUUGCCCAUCCUCAACAGCACUAUCAAGGAAGCAUGGCGUUACCGUCCCGUCGCGCCCCUCGCCCUACCACACAAGUCAACCGAAGAUUGUACCGUUGGUGGAUACUUCAUUCCCAAAGGUUCACAAAUCUUGAUCAACAUCUAUUCUGCGUCAAUGUCUGAGAAGCUAUGGGAGGAACCUACAAAGUUUGAUGCAUUCCGCUUCAUUAAGGAUGAUAGUAGGACGAUGGUGUUUGGUGAGGGUCCAAGGAAGUGCGUAGGAUUCAACUUUGCAGAGACCGAAGUGUUCCUACUCGUCUCCAACCUCUUCAAGAGAUUCAAGUUUGUUCGACCAUCUGAUGAACUACUCGAUGAUGCUGGAACUGUUGGUAUCACAUUAGAACCUGCACCUUUCGAUGUAUUAGUAGAGAACAGAUAG